Molecule: messenger RNA, 3216 nt
Organism: Rhinocladiella mackenziei CBS 650.93
Lineage: Eukaryota; Fungi; Ascomycota; Eurotiomycetes; Chaetothyriales; Herpotrichiellaceae
Exons: 3
Coding region: 1-3216 (1071 amino acids)
Biological process (GO): protein polyubiquitination
Cellular component (GO): nucleus; cytoplasm; ubiquitin ligase complex
Molecular function (GO): ubiquitin-ubiquitin ligase activity
Source: RefSeq, a predicted model, not a curated record
AUGUCAGACCCAUCUCUAGACUCAGAUAAGAUUCGCAAUAAGAGACUAGCGAAAUUGCAGCAGUCACAAAUAGCGCAGUCGCAAGAUUCCGAGUCAAUAUCAUCCUCACAAGCGGCAACUCCUCAAGAGAGUGCGCCCGAGACUCCUGCACCGACCGAGUCGCCAAAGCCGUCUAUCAACAUCUCCAAAGCCCCCUCACCUCCACCACCGUCCACUCGAAUAAAAUCAACUUCCGCCAAUGUGACGCCGCUGAAGCGAGAGAUGAACGGUGCAGAGCGACCGAGUUCCCGGCAAAGCGAGAGCUUCGAACAAUGGGAAGACCGUACACUGAGAAGCAUUUUCCGGAUCAGUCUCGAUCCUAGUCAAACGAAAGACGUUCAAGGUCACAGUUUAUUUGUGACCCCGCAACUUAAAGAAGAGCUGGAGUCUGAGGAGAAGCCCGUCCUGUUAAGCAAGGAAUUGCUCGAACAAGCCAUUAUGGAGGCUGGGACCGAUCUAGGGAAACUAAGCCCGCAUGACUGGCUCUUUGGUUGCUGGAAGAGAAUUACCAGACUCAACAAGGCCGUCAAGGAUCGAGCAGGCGACAGCAAGAAAAUGGAGGUUAUUUUGGAGGCCAAGAGAUUAUGUAUGAGCUGGUGUAUAUUAUCCGUCACCACUCCUGAUGUCUUUGGGGCCGACUAUGAGGGCGUUUCCGCUCUGGCAGAUCAUCUCCUCGCGGACCCUGAUGAAGACGGUGGAGUCUGUCAUGAUUUCUUAACAGAGGUCGUGACGAGGUUUGAUGAAGAUGAGACGAUCAAGGAUGCCUUUGUCGGUGCUGUGGAAAAUCUCAGUCGACGACUGGCCAAAAUGACCAUGGACAGCGACUAUCGACGAUACACGGCAAUGUUGCGCCACUUGAUCCGAUACAAGCCCAUGGCUAUCGCUAUUACCGAAUCCUCCAUGUUCGUGGACAAGUCAGUUCCGGCAGCGCAACUAGAGACCAGCACCUUGCUCGGCCCCUAUUUCCAAAUAUCACCCCUGCAGGCUGAUGUGACCAGGCAAUAUUUUUCGGGACCCAAGACGAUGGAUCCCGGGAGGAUCAGAAAUGCUCAGCAAUCUCUCCAGAUGUCUCUGAGGUCCCAUCAAACCGAACUUUUUGACAUUAUCAACACCCUGGUACGAUCGUCCUCGGAUGCUCGAGAACGAGUUCUCGAUUGGUUUGCCUUGGCAGUAAACUCCAACCAUAAGCGCAGAGCUAUGCGUGUCGACAGGGCGGCGGUAUCAAGUGAUGGAUUCAUGAUCAACGUCAACACAUGCUUGGAUCAACUGUGUGAACCUUUUCUAGACGCUCAAUUUUCCAAAAUGGAUCGUGUCGACAUUGACUAUCUGAGAAGACAUCCUCGAGUGGAUAUCAAGGACGAAACCAAGAUCAACGCCGACCAAGAUCAAUCCGAUAAUUUCUACACGAACCAGCUCGAAGGGACUAAUAACUUCAUUUCCGAGUUGUUCUUUUUGACUGUCGCUGCUCAUCACUACGGCAGUGAGGCCGCCCGCAAUAUGCUGAAGGAGAUGGAUCGGGAAUUGAAGCAUAUGGCCAAGCAGAUUGAACAGUUCGAGACGGAAAGACACAAAUACGUCAACAACCCGGUACAGCUACAGAUUUUUGAAAAUGCACUGAAGAGGUACAAAGAUGCACACGAUAAGAGUUUGUCCUACAAAUACGCCGUCCAAGGAGUGUUACUUGACGACCUUGCUCAGACUCGCUCAAUGCAGUUUAUGCGAUUUGUGACCGUCUGGCUCCUCCGUCAAGUUUCUCCCCGUCGCCAAUUCCCCAAAGAAAAGUUGACUCUUCCUCUACCUUCUGAACAACCCGAAGCGUUCAAGAAUCUUCCGGAAUAUUUCUUGGAUGUUAUCAGCGGAAACUUCGGAUUCAUCAUGUACAACAUGCCACAAGUCAUUUCAUCAACCCAAUCUGAUGAGUUGAUCAUGCUUUGCAUCACUUUCCUACGAAAUUCUGAAUACAUCAAAAAUCCCUACUUGAAGGCCUCUUUGGUAACGAUUCUCUUCCGAGGAACAUGGUCAUGGCGUCAAGGUGGCAGGGGAAUCCUAGCGGAUCAAUAUAAUAGCAUGCCUUUUGCGACGGAUCACUUAUUACAUUCUUUGAUGAAGUUUUUCAUCGAGGCGGAGUUCAUGGGUGGUCACGGACAAUUCUUCGACAAGUUCAACGUCCGUUUCGAGAUUUUUCAGAUCAUCAAGUGCAUCUGGUCCAAUACGGUCUACAGGGAUCAUCUCCUCAGGGAGGCAAAAGUCAACAUGGAGUUCUUUGUCAGGUUUGUGAACUUGUUGUUGAACGACGUCACCUUCGUUCUGGACGAGUCAUUCACGGCAUUCCACAAGAUACACGAUAUUUCCAAGGAACUCUCUCUGGCAGGUACAACCUUGAAUGAGCAGCAACGACAAGAGAAAGAAGAGGCAUUAGAGGAGGCGAAAGGCCGAGCCAAAUCCUACAUGCAAUUGACGAAUGAGACAGUUGGUAUGUUGAAGCUGUUCACCGAGGCUUUAGCAGACGCUUUCACAAUGCCUGAAAUUGUUCAGCGAUUGGCAGACAUGCUGGACUACAAUCUCGAUGCUAUGGUCCCCCCCAAGAGCACUUCCCUCAAAGUUGAUAAUCUUCAAGAGUACAACUUCAACCCGAGGGCGUUGCUGAGCGAGAUUGUCGACGUAUACCUCAAUCUCAGCGAGAAAGAAAACUUCAUCCUCGCCGUGGCCCGAGACGGCAGGUCUUACAAGCCGGAAAACUUCGCAGCCGCAGGCAACAUUCUGCGAAAAUUUGUCUUGAAAGCACCCGAAGAGUUGAAGAAAUGGGAUCGACUCAUCGAGAAGUUUGCCAAGGCGAAGCAAGAGGACGAGGCCGCAGAUGCAGAUCUUGGCGAAAUUCCCGACGAAUUCCUGGAUCCUUUGAUGUUCACGCUCAUGGAAGACCCAGUGAGAUUGCCUGUGAGUCGGAUUGUACUUGAUCGCAGCACUAUCAGAAGUCACUUAUUGAGUGAUCCACACGAUCCCUUCAAUCGAGUUCCUCUGAAGAUCGAAGACGUGAUUCCUGCAACCGACAUCAAGGAACAGAUCGAAAAGUUCAAAGAGGAAAAGAUUGGAAGCCGCCGAAAGGAUUUUGUGGAGACCGUCAAGACGGAAAAGGGUGGCAAUGCCGACGGCGAGGCCAUGGAUGUUGAUCAGUAA